Atta colombica is the source of this 1310-nucleotide messenger RNA. It is a transcript of the gene Oli, whose product is annotated as class E basic helix-loop-helix protein 23. Bases 489 to 1310 code for a protein of 273 amino acids. NCBI's taxonomy places the organism in Eukaryota, Metazoa, Arthropoda, Insecta, Hymenoptera, Formicidae. The transcript has 5 exons. Gene Ontology annotation, molecular function: protein dimerization activity. The record is from RefSeq and is a predicted model, not a curated record.
UUCGGGGGCGAUAAUUUCGUCAAGGACGAUUUUAUCGGAAAUCAUCGUCGUGAGACAAGAAACUCAAGAUUAUUUAUCAAGCGUCACUUCUGCGAGACAGAACUCCCACAAAAAGAAUUUCCCGAAGGUAAAUCCGACUCACGGAAUUUUUUUCUCAUCGACCACCGAGACAACCCCCAGCAAAUUAAAAUGGCUGUGAUUGGCCGAGUUGGGUGAUUACAACGGUAGAACAAUAGGAGACCACGGUAGUCCGUCCAGGAUUGGGAUUCGCAAAAGUUUGAGCUGUUCGUUGAGAAAACGCAGAAACGUUCGGACGAAGGGAUGAUCCGGCGUUACGCGCUGGUGCGCGAGAAACUUUGCUGAUUGCCGGAUUCUGCACCCCGCGGGGCACGCGCGGGGGGUGGAAAAAGAAAAUCGUCGUCGGGAUUGAGGGCGAGAAGAGUGAGGAGGGAUUUGCCGAGUAAAUCGGGAAAGUGUCCUCGCAAGAGAUGAGGUCCUAUGAUGGCGAGAGUAGCUCGACGGAGGACGACGAUCGCAGGGAAGGCCUGCCGGAGCCGCAUCUGCAGCAAGGAUCCUGGCAACGCACUUCGUCACAUCCUACCUGGGCCUGGGAGCAUCGCAAUGCCCAUCCAUUGCCUCCACAAUCCGCGGCAGCUCUCGAGUCCGUGUAUUCGACACCAGGAGCUUCGCACCCGGGUGUGUCAGGCCCACCGGCAGCGUAUUCAUCAGAGCACACUCAAAGUGCACCAGGACGAAGGACUCCGCUGGGUACCGUAGGUCUCGGUGGCUUUUACUUUCAGCAGCAACCGCAACCCCACGCCUCGUCGAGCGCGUUGUCUGAUGAAAAUCGGCCGGACGAGAGACCUUCAGCUUCCCGACUGAACUGCCCUCCGAAGUCAAAAACGACUCGUCAGGGGAAGAGCGUGAGGCUGAACAUUAACGCGCGAGAGCGCAGGAGAAUGCACGACUUGAACGACGCACUGGACGAGCUUCGCUCCGUUAUUCCUUAUGCUCACAGCCCUUCGGUGAGGAAGCUGUCCAAGAUAGCCACCCUGCUGCUGGCGAAAAAUUACAUUCUUAUGCAAGGGAACGCCUUGGAGGAGCUUCGAAGAGUAAUCGCCGUCCUGCAAUCGCCGCACGCGCACACCACCGCCUUGCCACCCACGCCGGUCUCCUACGACCUUCUGCAGGGAUUCCCCGGCAAGUUGUUCCAAGGGGUACAGGAGAUGCAGGGACUACCCGCAAACGAACCUCAGAUCGUGACUGGCCCUCCGACUGAUGGCACGGUCGCCAGCGGAGAAUCGAAUUAA